AUGAUCCUGUGGCUGAUGAUGGCCCUGCAGCCGCUCGUCGCCGGCCGCCCGCGCGAAGACGUGCUGUGGUGCUUCUUCCUGUCGCUCAACCCCAACCAGGCGUUCGCCUUUGCCGUCGACAUCUGGUUCAGCUUCGACGAGCGCACUCGUUUUUCGGAUGCGCGCCUGCAGGCAAGUGCUUCGCGACGUGACGGCCUGCCGAUGCUGCUUGCCCACAUCUUGGCGAUGCUCACGAAGCGGCUGCUGUACAAUCUGAAGAACAUCCCGCAGUUUGUGGUGCAGAUCCUCAUCCCGAUUGCCCUCUUCUUCUGUGUUCACUACGUGUGCCACCGGACGACAACGAAUGUCGACAGCAUCAUCGUCGGCCCGUCCACCAUCGAGAUGGGGCGCUGCGUUUUGAACGUGGCUCCGGGUACCACAUACGCGGUCGAGCGGUACCGCCGGUUGCUGAGCGACGGCUGCGAGCUGUUAGACUUGACCGGGACGCAGGAAUUCUACAAAGAUUUGCUGAAGGAGGGCAAAGAACUGCCUCGACUCGCCGUCGGCCUCCACCUUAACGACUCGUGGGGUCCAGCGGCCCGCGUUCACGCCUGGUACAACCCGAACGGCUUCCACACGGCCCCGCUGCUCAUCAACAUUGUCGACACGGUCCGGCUGCAGACGAAAACUGACAACGACCAGGCAAAGAUCAUCACCGGUAUCCACGUGUUCCCCAUUAACACCGAGUACGAGGCAUUCCAGGCUGCCAAAGACACACUGCUCCGCAAAGCGGUGAUGAUCCCGCUGGUGCUGAUCGCCCUCUCCAUUUUGACCUCCGGUUUUGUCGUGAUGCUCGUCGAGGAGCGCACGAGCAACUUUCAGCAUCAGCAACUCCUCACCAAGCUGCAUCCGGUCAUCUACUGGGCCGCGUCGAUUGUGUACGACAUACUGCUAUGCACGCUCGUCUUCGCCGUUGGCCUCCUGAUCCUCUACGCGGGUGAUGUGCUGGGUUUUGAGGCGCUCACGGGGCUUGCCGGCUUUUGGGCCCUCUACCUGUGGGCGUGCCUGCCGUUCAUCUACUGCCUCUCCUGCCUGUUCACCACCGCCGCCAAGGACAACACACUGCUCAUCAUUUGGCAGGUCAUCUCUCCCCUCGUCGCCGCUGUAAUCGUCUUCAUUAUAAUGAUCUGGAUCACCUACGAAGCCUCCAUUAGCCAAAAAGAAAAAGAUCACACCAAGCUCAAAGUGGCGCUGGUGCCGCUGCAGUUCCUCUUCCCGCCAUUUGCCAUGUGCAUGGGCAUCGUCCACGUGAUCAUCGUAGAGUACAAGGCCGAGGAGAGGAUCAAGGAGAUUUUUGACACGUGGUGGGUCAGUGGGUUGCCGGCGAUCGCGAUGGGGGUGUUCGGCGCGCUGAUGGCCGUGCUUUUCGUGCUUCUGUCUUCGCGGACUGUACGCCGGGUGGUGCUCGCCUUCACUGGUGCGGCCUGUAUCCACCGGAAGCAAGAGCGCUACCAGGAUGCCGAUGAGGACGUCGCAGCUGAGCGCGAAUAUGUGACCGACUUGAUGAAGUGGUUCGGCUGCAAAUCACAACCAGCCGUCGACCAGAUUACGUUCGCCGUCGAGCCGGGCCAAUGCUUUGGGCUGCUCGGAACCAACGGCGCCGGCAAGACGACGACCAUCGACAUUCUGACCGGGCUGAAGGUGGCGUCUGGGGGCGCAAUCCGGCUCUACGGCCAACCGGACACGCAAAGUUCGGUCCUCGCCGCCGUCGGUAUGUCCAACGACGGCGACAAGCGCAUCAAGUUCUGCAGCGGUGGCCAGAAGCGGAAGAUCAGCGUCGGUGUCGCCCUCCUGGCCCAGGACGCCAUCCGAAUUCUCGACGAGCCGACGGCCGGUGUCGACCCGAAGGCCCGCCGAGACAUCUGGAUGCACCUCGACCUCUCCCGCCAACCACCAGGUCAUACAGCUCAGCUACUGACGUCGCACUCGAUGGAGGAGUGCGAGGCCUUAUGCACCAAGAUUUCGAUCAUGAUCAAGGGACGGAUGGUGGCCAUCGGGUCGAGUCAGCAUCUCAAGUCAAAAUACAGCGGCGGGUACACGAUGACCGUCGAGCUGAAGCCGGACGAGUCGGGCGAGAAGGAUCCGGUGAAGCUGCACGAGCUGAUGGUGGCCAGUGUGGAGGCCGUCACUCAGGCUAUGACGGCUUUUUUCCCUGAGAUCAAGAUCAAGGAGGCGGGCGCGUCGCGGACUUGUAUCUAUGUGGUCCCAUCUACCACCCUGCCCUGGUCGGCGGCGUGGACGGCGAUGAACAAGCUGUGCGCUGACCCGAAGCUGCAAAUUGCCGACUACAGCGUCACGCAGUGCGGCCUCGAGGACACGUUCUUGAAGGUGACGGCCGAGGCGAAUACCGAGGCGUCA
Molecule: messenger RNA, 2397 nt
Organism: Mesorhabditis spiculigera
Lineage: Eukaryota; Metazoa; Nematoda; Chromadorea; Rhabditida; Rhabditidae
Source: the annotation of a GenBank genome assembly